Molecule: messenger RNA, 1107 nt
Organism: Thamnophis sirtalis
Lineage: Eukaryota; Metazoa; Chordata; Lepidosauria; Squamata; Natricidae
Source: RefSeq, a predicted model, not a curated record
AUGGAUUCCCAAGAAACAUUGUUCACCAUUGAUGAGGAAGAUAUUAUAUGGCCGAGGAGGUUUAACCAAGUCCAACCACAAUCUCUGUGUAAUAGCAAGUGCCAAUCAGGUUAUGCUAGAAGCAAGAUAGAAGGGAAGCCAUUUUGCUGCUAUGAUUGUCUGAAAUGUCCAUAUGGGAAGAUUUCCAACCAAGAAAACAUGAAUGAAUGCUUUCAAUGUCCAGAAGACCAGUAUCCUAAUAAGAAGCAGGAUUUCUGUCUCCCGAAAGUUAUAACAUUUUUGAAGUAUGAAGAAUCUUUGGGAACUAUAUUGGCCAGUUCUGCUCUUUUCUUUGCUUUGGUCACAGCUGCAAUCCUCUGGAUUUUUAUUAAGCAUCAGGACACUCCCAUUGUCAAAGCGAACAACCGGAAUCUCACCUACACUCUCCUUGUUGGUCUUAUGUUGUCUUUUCUUUGUUCUUUGUUAUUCCUAGGAAGACCUGGUAAGGUGACAUGUCUCCUUCGUCAAACAGCCUUUGGGAUGAUCUUUUCCAUGGCUAUUUCUUGUGUAUUGGCCAAAACCAUCAUCGUGGUUCUGGCUUUCACGGCCACUAAGCCUGGGUCCAUGAUGAGCAGAUGGGUUGGGAAAAGACUUGUCAUUUUCAUAAUUUUGGGGUGUUGUUGUAUUCAAGGUAUUAUUUCCAUUACAUGGGUGACAACCUCUCCUCCAUUCCCAGAUGCUGAUAUGAAUUCAGUGGUAGAAGAAAUCAUUCUAGAGUGCAACGAAGGAUCUGCCUUCAUGUUCUACUGUAUCUUGGGCUAUAUGGGUCUCCUUGCUAUUAUCAGCUUUACCAUGGCUUUCCUAGCCAGGAAUUUGCCUGAUGUUUUCAAUGAAGCCAAGUUUAUCACCUUUAGCAUGUUGGUCUUUUGUAGUGUGUGGUUGUCCUUUGUUCCAACAUACCUGAGCACCAAGGGGAAAUAUAUGGUUGCUGUGGAGAUCUUCUCCAUUAUAUCUUCCAGUGUUGGGUUACUGGUUUGUAUCUUUUUUCCGAAAUGUUUCAUCAUUGUGCUGAGGCCUGCUCUAAACAACAAAAAACAGCUAAGAAGACAAACCUACAGAAAACCAUAA